UUCAACUCAACAAACCUAUAGAUAGUGAGAGAGAGAGAGAGAGACAACACAUUUGAGUGAAUAAUAUCAGCAAAAAAAGUGAUUUUUAAAAACACACAAAAUGUUUGAAUCAAUUUUGAAUGCAAUCCCACAUCAUAUGGACUUUGAUGGCCAACGUCGGGCCGAAAGAUGGUUUCAACUCAUUAUUCUAGUGUUUGCCGUGUCGGGUCUGGUCUGGGGUUAUGCCGUCCAGCAGUUCUCAUACACUGUCUAUACAUUGGGCGCCGGUUUUGUGUUGGCCGCACUCCUAACCCUACCUCCGUGGCCACUAUACCGACGCAAACCAUUGCAGUGGCAAAAGGUUAAGUCUGAGACCAGUUAUAAACCCAAGAAGAAGUCCAAAUAAAGACAGAGAGCCACUAAUGAUUUGUUUUUAAGUAUUUAAAUAUUUAUAUAAUUA
Oppia nitens is the source of this 439-nucleotide messenger RNA. It is a transcript of the gene Spase12, whose product is annotated as signal peptidase complex subunit 1-like. Gene Ontology annotation, cellular component: signal peptidase complex; endoplasmic reticulum membrane. The record is from RefSeq and is a predicted model, not a curated record. NCBI's taxonomy places the organism in Eukaryota, Metazoa, Arthropoda, Arachnida, Sarcoptiformes, Oppiidae. Gene Ontology annotation, biological process: protein targeting to ER. The transcript is spliced from 4 exons. The coding region runs from base 101 to 385 and encodes 94 amino acids.